UGGCUUCGGUGACCUUAGUCGCGCACUGCGUGCCGUGAUGCGGCGCUACGCUGGCUGGGGCCCAUGCGCCCUGCGCUGCCAUGGUGGCUCGGAGUGGCUCCAGCGCCCGUGCCAGCAGCCUGGGCAACGUGGGCCGUGAAUAUGUUCCAAAGCAGCCGAGACUGAGCCUCUUCAUCCCGUGCGAGCGGGGCUUGCUGAACCCUCCCCGGACCCCGGAGGCCAUGGACAACAUUCUGCAGGUCAUGGAGGUGGCAUGGCGGCAGGUCAAUGCUGCGCGGGGUAGCACGGUGAAGUUGGCCAAUCCUGAGCACAAUCUUCUGGUGAGCUUUGAGUCUGCUCGGGACUUCAUGCUGGGUAUGCUCUCCGAGCCAGAUCCAGGUCGGAAACAUCUCGAUGAAGUGUUUGGAGGCGACUUCAGCCGGAUUGCCCGUGUCAGAGCAAUUCUGGAUGCUGCAAAGCUCUCUACCCGAAAUAUGGGCGAUGACCGUGUAAGCUCUUGCAUGAACGCCGUCAAAUCGGUCGAGGGCGUCCUCAAGAAGGUGAAGUUGACUCAGCAGGCGAAGUUGUCUGGCCUGGAUCCGGCUGAGCAACCUCAGGGGCCGCCCUGGAGCUUUGAGCUCUCCAGCUCCAGUGGGAACUCGAGCAUCUUUGUGGUGAAGCAGAUGUCACCAUCCUUUCAACACCAGGAAGGUGUGCUCAUUGGAGCUUCAAACUUCAGCUCCGCUUUGGAGGAAGGGAAAUUGAUCAAUGCCACGGAGUCUCCAUCCAAGCUGGUGUCUGCGACCGCGAAGGCGGUGCUAGAGCGGUUCGGCGCCUGGAACGCAACGGAGCUCACAAGGCUCUUCGCCCUGCUCCUCGAAAUGCAUAUGGUCACCGGCGGUCCGGUUUGUUGUGCGACCGCUGGCCUUGCUGACAGCCUCACUUCCUUGCCCUCCCCUGGCUUGAGCAAUCUUGAUGGGUCUUGCCAGGACUUGAGCGACCUGCUCGGAUUGUGCCCCUCUUUCCC
Molecule: messenger RNA, 1006 nt
Organism: Effrenium voratum
Lineage: Eukaryota; Dinophyceae; Suessiales; Symbiodiniaceae
Source: the annotation of a GenBank genome assembly